Molecule: messenger RNA, 846 nt
Organism: Fusarium keratoplasticum
Lineage: Eukaryota; Fungi; Ascomycota; Sordariomycetes; Hypocreales; Nectriaceae
Exons: 2
Coding region: 1-846 (281 amino acids)
Source: RefSeq, a predicted model, not a curated record
AUGGUCUCCUACUCGAUCCAGAAAGUGCCUGCAUCUACCCCAGCCGCCGACCUCGCUGCAAUUUUGCGCAAGGACGGUGCCUUGGUGGUUCAGAGGCUCGUGGAGCCCGCCAUCUUAGACACUAUACACCAGGAGCUCGCCCCAAAAACCAUCGGCCCCCUGGUCGCCCUCGCCGCCAAGAGCAAGACCUUCGCUACUGAGCUUCUGACCAACUCGGUGGCUCAGGAGGUCGCGAGCCUCAUCCUCACACGUUCGACCGGCUCCUGCUGGGGCCCCGAGAAAUCCGUAUCUACCAGCAUUCACCGGCUGUCAGCGGCGACCUUGUUUUUGCAUGGGCCGGGAUACGAAGGAGAUGAUCUAAUGCGGGAGGACGAGGCCCACCACGUCAGACAUCCAGCUUCACCCGUCGAGGCUGACCUCGGAAUUGUCUUCGCUGGCACAGCUCUCAGAGCCGGAGCCGGUGCUAGAAAGGUGAUCCUCCUUUCCAACCACUGGGAUGAUGAGAAGGUGCCACGAUCCGAGCUUGCAGAGGACGUGGAAUUGGAUGCUGGAGAUGCCCUGUUCUUCAUGGGAUCAACAUACACUGCCCCCGGCCCGAAUACAAGUACCGACAAGUACCUCUUUUCGAUCGAGGUCGACUUCUGCGGAGGUUGGUGCCGUAGCCGCGAAAACCAAUAUCUGGCCGUUCCCAGAGAAAUAAUCGAGAUCUACCCGGAAAAGAGGCAGAGGCUUCUUGGCUGGUACAUUAGCAGCCCGUACGGGGGAUACGUGGAGAUGAUGGACCCUCUGGAAUGGCUCAAGACGGGCGGUGACCCGGCAAAGUUCAGACCUGGUGAUCUUGUCUAG